AUGAGUCUCAAAUCUAACCGUAAACGAAAUCUUUCCGAUUUUCUUGCGAGCAUCGACGAGCUUCGUGAGAUGCCGCCUAUCUAUGAGCCUCAUAGUAGUCCGGCAUCGCCCAGCGAUGACGGCAUCAAGGAAGAAAGUUCCACCCCCUCGUGCGGCUCUCCAAGUUUAGGCAAUGCCAUUGACGGCAGGUGUUCAGAAUCAAGCCCUAAUGAAUGCCAUACGAAAUCCAUUUGCCUGGGUGCAAUCGAAAUCGAUCUACUCCAUCGUCGAGACGAGGAAAUUGCGGAUUUGGCUUCGUUUUACGCCAAAACUCUUGUGAAACGUCCUUCGGUCCAUAGCCUCAAGGAGUUUAUCGACUUCACGGCAAAGACGGGGGUCGAUGCAAUGCUUUUUGCACUUAAACGCACCAACGCGUUGGAGGCUUUCUAUUUGGACAUAUUUGCUAUUCAUAUUCGGGAAAACUCGUGCGCUCAACAAGGAUGCAUUCGAUUUAUUGAGGCGAUUGUAAAGCAUAGCAACUGUGAAUUGUUGUGCAAGGAGUAUGUUGUGGAUCGUUUGCUUCUGGAAUUGAAGGAAGCUAUCGAAGAUGGUGUGAGUACGUCGUCGUCGUUUCAAUCGGGGGUAGAAACUCAAGUGGAGCGAAGGGCUUGCCUGCACUGGUCUGAACGCCCUUCGAAAAAAAGAAAGUCGAAUACGCCCGAAUCGAAAUCGAGUGAUCUCGAGGUGGCGGCCUUGUCUGAAAUAUUAGAUCAACUGCUACCACCCGCGCCAUCCACUCGAUCCUCGGUCUGUUUGCGUAUUCUUCUAUCUCUUAUUUUCUCCCAAAACCAACACGCAACGGAUGAUACGUCAGUCGGCUCAGAUUUUUGUGUUUCCUCGUACUUUUCCUCAAAGGGGGGACUUUGCCUUCUUGGGGAGUAUCUACAACAUGGUGCGAAGGAUCUGAUCGGCCUUUUAGCAUUUCUGGAGGUAAUAACAGCCUCUUCUUCACAUAGCGAAUACGAGGGAUUGCCUCAUAUCGCUGAAUUGCUCUCACAGGCCCUUACAGAAACUGAAAAUAGCUCAGUAAAGCUUGGAGACGCUGAGUGGGUUCCCGUAUUGCGUAUUUUGACAAAUAUCACUAGCGUGCAGCCAGACGUUAUUUCGACAGCACAGCGCCUUCACCUCGCCGCUUAUUUUCAGUGCGUCUUGCUUCACAGCAGCUGUGAAGAAGAGAUUAUUAGUUUCUGCCUAUGUUGUGCAAUCAAUAUUAUCAAAUGGGAGGUAAAAAACGCGAUUAAACCACCAAGCUUUUCCCUAGAGCUAGUGAACGAAGAGGAGCUAUAUUACGCCGCCGCAUCCGCCAUGAUCACCCGGUAUUACAAUGAGAGCACGGCGGAUGCUGUGUUAAGUGGGUAUUAUGCGAUCUUUUUAGCGUUUCUUUCGUGUCUAGAAUUGGAGGAGAGGUCCCUACGCAGCUACGUCAUCGCAGCGCUAACUCGAGCUUCGGAGGGCGUUUCAAUUGGCAAGAAAUGCGAGCACAACCCAAUGACAGUUAUCGUAGUAAUUAUCCAAGAGUUUAUUAUCUUCCAGAGCGAUUCCAAUACGUUAACACGCGAUACCCUUCUCGAAUUAAAGUCCCUUCUUGAUGUGCUUAUUGACGUGAAUGGUAUUACAAUCAGCGAAGGUUAG
Molecule: messenger RNA, 1671 nt
Organism: Phytomonas sp. EM1
Lineage: Eukaryota; Euglenozoa; Kinetoplastea; Trypanosomatida; Trypanosomatidae
Source: the annotation of a GenBank genome assembly